Molecule: messenger RNA, 3210 nt
Organism: Odontomachus brunneus
Lineage: Eukaryota; Metazoa; Arthropoda; Insecta; Hymenoptera; Formicidae
Gene: Mcm5
Product: DNA replication licensing factor Mcm5
Exons: 8
Coding region: 170-2368 (732 amino acids)
Biological process (GO): DNA replication; DNA replication initiation; double-strand break repair via break-induced replication
Cellular component (GO): nucleus; MCM complex
Molecular function (GO): ATP binding; single-stranded DNA binding; single-stranded DNA helicase activity
Source: RefSeq, a predicted model, not a curated record
UUAUGUCCUGCUGAACGCAGCCAUACAUACUGCGUUAUACAUAUCAUAAAGGUUUCCCGCCAAAAUAGAUAUUUGUAAAGUGUUUAUAUGCUGAAUUUAUACUUGUUUAACUUGGUAUAUUUCUGCAUAUUUAAUCAGUUUUAUUCAGAUACUCGAAUAUAAUCGUAAAAUGGAAGGUUUUGAUGAUCCAGGAGUGUUUUUCUCGGAUAAUUUUGCUGUAGACGAAACUCACGAAAACCAAGCAAAUCUCCAACACUCGAAAAAGAAAUUCAAAGAGUUUAUUCGGCAAUUUCAUGAGGGUAACUUCAACUAUAAAUAUCGUGACACCUUGAAGCGUAACUACAACCUUGGUCAAUAUUGGCUGGAAAUUAAUUUAGAAGAUCUAGCAGCCUUCGAUGAGUCGCUUGCUGAGAAAAUUCAAAAACUUCCAACUGAGUACUUGCCUAUUUUGGAAGAAGCUGCAAAGGAUGUUGCAGAUGAACUCACAGCACCUCGGCCAGAGGGUGAAGAAAAGAUGGAAGAUAUUCAAGUGCUGUUGUGUUCAGAUGCUCAUCCAAGUUCUCUAAGAGGAAUGAAGCCUGAUAUUGUCUCCAAGAUUGUUAAGAUUCCUGGUAUAAUUGUGUCUGCAUCUGGUAUUAGAGCAAAGGCAACAAAAAUUGCAAUACAAUGUCGCUCUUGCAAAGUUACUCAAGUCAACAUUCCUAUUAAACCAGGUUUGGAAGGGUAUGUGCUACCAAGAAAAUGUUCAACGGAACAGGCAGGACGACCAAAAUGUCCUUUAGAUCCUUUUUUUAUAAUGCCAGAUAAGUGCCACUGUGUAGACUUCCAAGUUUUAAAACUUCAGGAAUUACCAGAUCAUAUACCACAGGGUGAAAUGCCUAGGCAUUUACAAUUGUAUUGCGAUCGAUACCUAUGUGACAGAGUUGUGCCUGGUAAUAGAGUGUUGAUUCUUGGAAUAUAUUCUAUCAAGAAGGUAUCUAAGACAGGUAGCAAGAAUGCAAACAAGGAAAAAGCAUUAGUAGGCGUUCGAGCUCCGUAUAUUCGAGUUCUGGGAAUUUCUGUGGAUGGAGAAAAUACAAAUAUCGGAACUCAGCCGCCCGUUACUUCCGAAGAGGAAGAUCUUUUCACUCGUUUAGCUGCAGAUCCGAAUUUAUAUGAGAGAAUUGCGAAAAGUAUAGCACCUAGCAUUUUCGGUGCGAUCGACAUAAAAAAGUCUAUAGCGUGUUUGUUAUUCGGUGGAUCAAGGAAACAGUUGCCCGAUGGCCUGUGCAGAAGAGGCGAUAUCAAUGUCUUGAUGCUGGGUGAUCCAGGCACUGCUAAAUCACAAUUGUUGAAAUUUGCAGAAAGAGUGGCCCCCGUAGCUGUUUAUACAUCGGGGAAAGGUAGUUCCGCGGCUGGUUUGACAGCAUCUGUAUCGAGAGACCCAGCAACUAGGAACUUUGUCAUGGAAGGUGGCGCGAUGGUUUUAGCGGAUGGUGGAGUCGUGUGUAUCGACGAAUUUGAUAAAAUGAAAGAGGAUGAUAGAGUGGCGAUACACGAAGCCAUGGAACAACAAACAAUUUCUAUAGCGAAGGCGGGAAUAACGACAACUCUGAAUACGCGUUGUUCUGUGUUAGCAGCAGCUAAUUCUGUCUUUGGUCGUUGGGAUGACAUAAAGGGAGAAGAAAACAUAGAUUUUAUGCCGACAAUAUUAUCACGUUUCGAUAUGAUAUUUAUUGUUAAGGAUGAACAUGAACAUAACAGAGAUGUAACUUUGGCUAAACAUGUUAUGAACAUUCAUUGCAACGCUGGUCAGAUCACAGAACAAUCGGUAGAAGGCGAGAUCCCUGUGCAUAUUCUUAAGAAGUAUAUUAACUAUUGUAGAACACGUUGUGGUCCAAGGCUCAGCGCAGAAGCAGGAGAGAAAUUGAAGAAUCGUUACGUGAUGAUGCGAGCCGGUACAAGAGAACACGAAAAAGAUUCCGAAAAAAGAUUGUCCAUACCUAUAACGGUCAGACAACUUGAAGCUGUUAUACGAAUGUCCGAAGCUCUAGCCAAGAUGCAGAUGCAAUCUUUUGCAACUGAAGUCCACGUUAACGAAGCUUUGAGGCUUUUUCAAGUGUCUACAUUAGAAGCUGCAAUGUCUGGAUCAUUGGCAGGAGCAGAAGGAUUUACGUCGGAAGAAGACCACGAAAUUCUAUCCCGCAUCGAAAAGCAAUUAAAAAAUAGAUUUCCUAUUGGACAUCAAGUAUCUGAACAGAACAUAGUAAAAGACUUUCUUAAACAAUCAUUUCCGGAACGCGCCAUUUACAAAGUUAUACAUACGAUGAUACGUCGCGGUGAGCUUCAACAUCGUUUGCAACGUAAAAUGUUGUAUAGGCUGCAUUGAAGAAUAACAGAAACAUCUUCAAUGUAUAUUAUAUAAUAUCGUAUUGUUGCGCUUUUGUGUGUUACAUAAUCCAUUCAACUAUUUCAAUACAAACUAAUGAUUCCUUAUGUAAUAAUUUAUAAUAAUAGUGGAAGUUCACUUUUAAAUGGAUAAUGAGGAUGAUUCUCGAUCCUGAAAAACGGAUAAUUUAUUAUGUCCAUUAUUAAGCAAAGCAUAAUUUUUUAAAUUAAUUUUACAGCAUUUUAACUAACACAUAGAAAAAUGGAAUUUAUGUAAAAAAUAUAUAAUAUUUUUAUAUUACAGAAUAUUCCAAGUGUCUCGUAAUAUUUAAAAUAAUAGAUGUGCAUUAACUUACCCUUUGAAAAAUAAGAAGUUAAAGAUUCUUCCAUUAAUAUCUUGAUCUAAAAUACUCAAUUGUUCCAUAUCUUUUUCUGUCAAGGCAAAAUCAAAUAAAUCGAUAUUUGAUUUGAUUCUUUCCGGGGACGAACUUUUGGGAAUAAUGAUAAUGCCCAAUUGCAGUAAAUGACGUAACAAAAUUUGCGCCGUCGUUUUCUCAUGUUUUGCAGCAAUAUCUCGGACAAUUGGGUGAUUGAGUAGAUCAGGAAACUUGUCUAAACUGUAGUUAUAUUUUGUUUGAAAGUGCGCCUUUGCAGCUGGAGAUCCCAAUGGACUGUAGCCCGUUACAAUGAUAUUGUGUUUCUUACAUAAUUCCCGAAUUGAUUUUUGUUGCAUAUAUGCGUGCAAUUCCACCUAAUAACACAUAAAAUUCACUUUAAAAACUCAUUACAUUAAUUUAUAUACAAUGUAUAGCUGUCUAUAUAUUUAUCAUACUUGAAUCUGAA